GCGUCUGGCGGGCUCCGGCUCGAGCGUCCCCGGGCGCGCUCCUGCUCCUCCGCCCGGACCGUGAGUCCUUUCUGUCUCCAGCAAGCGAGCAGCGACCCCGCCGCGGACAGGAGAGCGACCCCCGAGAACGAAAUGUGCUGCGAGAAGUGGAACCACGUGGCCGAAAUGCUGCUCUUCAUUGAAGACCGCGACGAGGAGUACAAGAUCCUGUGCCUCUGCUCCCGGGCAUUUGUGGAGGAUCGAAAAUUGUACAACUUGGGUUUAAAAGGCUACUAUGUCAAAAGCAGUGGCAAUAAUGGAGGAGACCAAGCUACAGAAGAGGAGGAAGAUGAUGGCACCGCAGAGUCACACAGCAAAGAUGCGAGCCCAGAUGAAAGUGAACUUGAUUCUGAGGCCAAACUCAUGAGAAGUAUGGGAUUGCCAAUUCAAUUUGGAAGAGUGUCUGCACAUGAGAGUUUUGAGGUGUCUAUGAAUACUAGAAAUAAAGCUAAAGGAAAGCAAAAGAGAAGAAAACACCAAAAGAAGUACUUAGAUGAAAUGGUACGAGAAUCUUGGAGAAAUGACUGUGAAGAAGAUGAUGUUGUAGUUUCAGAUGAUCCAUCAGUUGAACACUGCGAAAAUAACGGAACAUGUGAAUUUCCAAGCAAAACAGAUACUGAAACAGAAAACCUUCCUGUUGAAAAUCCAAAGCUAGAGGUCACAGAGAAUUGGGAAAAGUAUUGGAAUGAAUAUGGAGAAGGGCUGCUGUGGCAAAGCUGGCAGGAAAAACAUCCAGAUCAGACACUGUCUUCUGAGCCUUGGAACCUUCCUGAUACAAAGGAAGAAUGGGAGCAACAUUAUAGUCAGCUUUAUUGGUAUUAUCUGGAACAGUUUCGGUAUUGGGAAGCUCAGGGUUGGACUUUCGCUGCCUCACAGAACUGUGAUGUAGAUGCGUAUGCAUCUCAAACCGAGGUUGACAAAAAGGAGGGGAGCAGCAUGAAAGUAGAUGUACUGUCUCGUUCGUCUUCACCUAACACAGUUGAUGAUGAAAGCUCUGGUUCAAAUGAUAAAGAUCAGAAUGAAAUACUUACUGGAAUUAAUAACAUAAUUCUGAGUUCGGAGGAAGUAGAGCAGAGCCAGUUAGAGUCCUCUGUAUACUGUGACAAGCAGAUGAGUGAGAGUGGCAGUGGCAAAGAGUGUCCUGCCUCUGGAAGAAGUGACCCUGGUAAUGGAACACCCAAGGAAAGUAACGUAUCUGGGAACAGAAGCACAGACCAGCCAGCUCAAGAGUUGAAGGAGUCUUCAGGAACAAAUACAAGCAAAGGUCAAGCAUACCCUGACAGGGCUGAUGGAAAUGAGAGUGACGAUGAUCCACCUGAGCAUAAGCCCAGCAAAGUUAAGAGAAGCCAUGAAUUGGACAUCGAUGAAAACCCAAAUUCAGAAGUUGAUGAUAAUGGUUUACUUCUAGGAUUCAAGCAUGGCUCAGGACAAAAGUAUGGUGGAAUUCCAAAUUUCAGUCAUCGACGGGUCAGGUAUCUAGAGAAGAAUGUGAAAUACAAGUCACAGUACCUGGAUAUGCGCAAGCGAAUGACUGUGAAGAACAAGCACAUCCUGUUCACCGAAGAGUCGGGAAAACCCCUUCUCAAGAAGAGUAAAGUACGGAGUAAGGUGGAAAAAUUCCUAAAAUGGGUUAAUAAACCAGUAGAUGAGGAGACAUCACAGGAGUCAUUUUGUCACAACAAAAUGCAAGAUACUUGCACAAGCAGUGACUCUGAGGAGCAAGACAUGCCCUUGGAGAAAGCUGGUGACCUGAUGGAGACCAGAGAUCCGGAACCUGACACAUGCCAGACCAUCUCUUCAGCCAGUGAACUUGAAGCAGAAAAGAGGCAAGGAGGUUCCGGAACAACUGCUCCCAAGAAGCAAGGCUGUGUAACUGAAGAGACAGCUAACUCUCCCCAAGCAGAAACAGGAGUUGAAUUGAAGAAGAAAAAGAAGAAAAAAAACAAGAACAAAAAAAUAAAUGGUCUGCCACCUGAAAUAGCCUCUGUCCCAGAGCUGGCAAAGUACUGGGCCCAGAGGUACAGGCUCUUCUCUCGCUUUGAUGAUGGGAUCAAGUUGGACAAAGAGGGCUGGUUUUCAGUUACUCCUGAGAAGAUUGCUGAGCAUAUUGCUGGCCGUGUCAGUCAGUCCUUCAAAUGUGACAUUGUAGUAGAUGCUUUCUGUGGAGUUGGAGGAAAUACCAUUCAGUUUGCCUUAACAGGGAAAAGAGUGAUUGCCAUUGAUAUUGACCCAGUUAAGAUUGAUCUUGCUCGUAAUAAUGCUGAAGUUUAUGGGGUAGCAGAUAAGAUAGAGUUUAUCUGUGGAGAUUUCCUACUCUUGGCUCCCUGUGUGAAGGCUGAUGUUGUAUUCCUAAGCCCGCCUUGGGGGGGACCAGAUUAUGCUACUGCAGAGACCUUCGACAUUAGGACAAUGAUGUUUCCUGAUGGCUUUGAAAUUUUCAGGCUUUCCCAGAAGAUCACUAAUAAUAUUGUUUAUUUUCUUCCAAGAAAUGCUGAUGUUGAUCAGGUGGCAUCCUUGGCUGGGCCUGGAGGGCAAGUAGAAAUAGAACAGAACUUUCUUAACAACAAAUUAAAGACAAUCACUGCAUAUUUUGGUGACCUGAUCAGAAGACCAGCCUCUGAAGCAGAAGUGUGAGGACAGCAAGAUCAUGAAGAGUGAGAGUGGCAUUUGAACGCGAGACACUUGGGAAGGUCUUCUAGGCUCCUUGACAUUGUGUGCAUAUGUGAUAUGGAAACCUUUGUGAGUUUUAAUGAAUGCUAAUGACGUGGUUUGAGAUCUUCGGGUAAUAUUAACUGAACUGUGUUCUGUACUUUAAAACAGUAAGCAUCAAGGUCAGGUGGUGGCAGGUACCUAUUAUAAUCCCAGCACCUCAGAUGUUCAAGGCUAUCCUGUGCUACCUAAAUUCAAGGCCAGCCUGAGUUACAUGAGACCUUGCCUCAAAAAAUUAGUCUAGGCAUGACCCUGUGCUUAAAUUAAGUGCAUCUGUGUAUAUAUGUAUGUUCCUAUUUUUUAUGUUUUAGUUUAACAUCUUUGUGUGUGUGUAAAUAAUUGCUUUUUUUAUCUGCAAAGAAAAACAAGGCAGUUCUGCCUACACGUUUAACCCUUAGUGAAAUAAUGCUACUAAUUUAAUGCUAUAACAAGAAAAGUAAAACUCUCCCCACCACCUUACCUAAUUUUUAUUCAGCUGUCUAAAGAUAAUUUCCACUACCUUACCUAUUUUUUACUCAACUGUCUAAAGAUAAUCACAGUUAACAAUGUUUUGUAUUUUACUUUUUUAUUACAUUUGUAUUUUGUGUGCAUGCGUAGAGGUCAGAGGACAACUUGCAGAGAUCUGUUCUCUGCUUCUACUGUGUGGGUUCCUGGGAAUCAGGUUCUGGUCAUCAGGCUAAAUAUAUGGCAAGAGCCUUUACCUACUGAACCAUCCUGCUGGUCCCCAUGUUAAUUCUUCUGAAGAAAAGAUUGAAUUGCAGUAUACUAGUGUAUACAGAUACACUUUUCCUUUGAUACACUGUUCAUUCAGUGCCUUCCCUUUUUGGAUACUUAAUGUAUAUUUUAUUAAAUAGAUGCCUUUUUUAGAGUGUGAGAGAAGUGUGAAUGUGUGUGCACACUCACCCCCAUGCCCAUGUGUAUGCAGGUUCCCAGAGUCCAGGGAAGGGUAUUGGAUCUCUUGGAGCUGGAGUUACAGGUGGUUGUGUGCUGCCCAGUGUGGGUACUAAGAAAUUCACAUGACUUUUUUGAUCUUCGAUACUGAGGCAUCUCUCCAGCCCAAGAUGCUUUUAUUUAAUCAAUCAAUGUUUUUAUUUUUCUAUUUUGGUGUGGUUUGUUUUUACAGAUCCCUUGUGUGACCCAGACAAGCCUCAAACUUGUUGUAUAGCUGAGGAUGACUUUGAGCUCCUGACCCUCCUGCCUCCACACCUGGCUUAUCAGUUUAUCUUGAAGGCCAUUCCAUUUCAGUCCAUACAUGUCAAUCUACCUCGUGUUUUACAUGGCUGUCUUGUAUUCCACCGUCUGUGUAUAUAAACUACUUCCCUAGCGAGAGGCACUCACGCAGUUUUCAUGGUUUUACUAUUACCGACUAUUAUGUACAGUCUUUCUUUACAAUAUUUGCUUUUGAACAAGUAUUUCAGUUGGUAAGUUUCUAGCAGUUAGACCAUAGGUCUUGUGUACAAUUCAGUCUUGAUAAAUACAGCCAGAGUGCUUCAAUAAAGUUGAACUUGCUUUUAGGCUUAUUUAUCUCAAAUUUUGUUUUCAUAUCUUUGCUUUAACUAGAAUUUCUUUUUAAAGGCUUUUGUGUAUGAGUGCAUGCAUGAGGUCAAAUUUGUGAAUGUAUGCCACUUGUACAGGUUCCCCCAGGAGCCAAAAGAAGGUGUCAUAUCUCCUGGAAUACAAGUUAUAAGUGAUUGUGAGCCCCUAAAAUGGGUGGGCCCUUAACUUUCCAGCCCUCAUCUUUUUACAUAGUCAUUGUAAAAUCAGUAUGAAAUAAUUUAAUACAGAAGUUUAUAUUCUUGAAAUUUUGUUAAGACGUCCAAUUAAGAUUGCAGUCUACAGUGUGCAUCCAUGGGACUCACUGAAGCAGAAAUAUCAGGUUGAGGAAAAUAGACUGUAUCCAGAGACAGAAAUAGAGGAAGCUCUUCAGAAAUGCACAGCAGGAGUGUGGGGCAGCUAGAAAUUGUGGAAAAGCAUGAGAACAAUGAACCAAAAUUAAGAAAGCAUGGUUAGAUACAAUUGCAGCUGCAGAAUAGCUUAACAUUAAGAGGGGUUUCCUAGUUGACUGGAAAGAUGACUCAGUGAUUAAGAGUGAAUAUUAUUCCUGCAGAGACCUAAGUUCACUUUCUAGCACCCAAGUCAGGAGGCUCAACCACCUGUAACUCCACCUCCUGGAGAGCCGAUGCCACCUUCUUAUCUCUGUGGGCACAUGCACUUACAUGCAGAGAUACUUUAAAUAAUUUCAUUUAAAGUAAAUCUUUCACCAAAAGAAAGAAAAAUAAAAUAAGAUUUCCUAGCCCAGAGAGCUUUACUUAGAUGCCAUCUUGAGAGGAAACCUAUUGUGUAAAACUGAGCAAACUGGGGCCUGAGAACAUGGGACAAAUCCAGCUAGCAUAUCAGGAUCCAACCUCCCACCAUCUCAAGGUGAGAGACAACCCUGAGAGAGAUAUGUAAAGCAAGAAUGCCUGACAUCUAAAAGAGCAGGGAGAGGUAGCACCACCAGUGCCUGGAAGCAGACCUCAUCAAACAAUAAAUAAAUGAUAAGGAGCUUGGUAACCCUGGGUGGGCUGACUAGUUUUAUGUCAACUUGACAAAAGCCAGAGUCACUGGAGAGGAAGGAGCCUCGAUGGCCUUAAUAAGAUCGGGCUAUAGACAGGCCUAUAGGGUAUUAGUGGUUGUUGUGGGAGGGCCCAACCUAUUGUGGUUGGGGCUAUCCCUGACCAGGUGGUUCUGGGUUCUAUAACAAAGCAUGCUAAGCAAGCCAGUAAAUAGCAAUCCUCCAUAGCCUCUGCAUCAGCUCCUACAUCCAGGUUCCUGCCCUACUUGAGUUCCUGUUCUGACUUCCUUCAAUAAUGGGAAGUAUAUGGAAGUAUACGUCAAAUAAAGCCUUUUCUCCACAA
Molecule: messenger RNA, 5645 nt
Organism: Peromyscus eremicus (cactus mouse)
Lineage: Eukaryota; Metazoa; Chordata; Mammalia; Rodentia; Cricetidae
Gene: Tgs1
Product: trimethylguanosine synthase 1
Exons: 13
Coding region: 133-2673 (846 amino acids)
Biological process (GO): 7-methylguanosine RNA capping; 7-methylguanosine cap hypermethylation
Cellular component (GO): nucleus
Molecular function (GO): RNA cap trimethylguanosine synthase activity
Source: RefSeq, a predicted model, not a curated record